This is a messenger RNA of Stegostoma tigrinum, 4465 nucleotides long. Its product is annotated as volume-regulated anion channel subunit LRRC8C. Lineage: Eukaryota; Metazoa; Chordata; Chondrichthyes; Orectolobiformes; Stegostomatidae. Gene Ontology annotation, molecular function: protein binding. The transcript is spliced from 4 exons. The record is from RefSeq and is a predicted model, not a curated record. The coding region runs from base 2018 to 4465 and encodes 815 amino acids.
GCAUCCACUGUUCUUUGAGUUUUUAUUAUGGAUUAUGUGUAUUUAUUUCAGAGAUUCUUGAGUGCUUUGAUUGUCAGAAUGGCUUUAUGAAAGGGAAAUCUUGUCCUGCUAAUUCUUGAGAGCUUUGAAAGGAAAUCCAAACCCUAGUGGAUAGAGAGGAACCAGUAGAUGUGUUAUAUUUAGAUUUCCAGAAGAUGUUUAACAAGCUGCCUCACAAAAUGUUAAGCCAUAAGUUCAGGACCCAUGUUAUUGGAGUUGGUAUAUUGGCAUGGAUAGGGACUUGGCUCAUGGGCCAGAAACAAUAAAUGGGAUAAAGGGUUCUUUUUCAGGUUGGCAGAUGUUCCAUAGGGUUUAGCGCUGGGGCUGCAACAAUUCACAGUAUAGAUUAAUAACUUGGAGAAAGAAAAUAAAUGUUCUGUAACCAAAUUUGCAGAUGACUGAAAAAAAAAAUGGGUGGAAAGGCAGGCUGUGAAAGACAUGCCGACAGUUUAGAGAGGUUAAGUAAGUGGGGAAAAACACUGACAAUGGUGUAUAAUGUGAAAAAAUGUGAAGUUGUUUGUCUUGGAAGGAGAAACAAAAAAACAGACUAUUGUUUCAAUGCAGAGAAAAAAAACUACAGAAGGCUGCAAUACAAAGAGUAUUGGGGGUAACACAGUAUGGAGCUGGAGGAACACAGCGGGCCAGGCAGCAUCAGAGGGGCAGGGAAGCUAACCUUUUGGGCCAGGACCCUUCUUCAGAAAAUGUCUUGAUCUUGUGGUACUUGUGCAUGAAACACAGAAAGCAAGCACACAGGGUGCAACAGGUAAUCAGGAAGACCAAUGAAACGUUGGCCUUCAUUUCAAGGGGGUUGGAGUCUAAGUGAGGAAGUCUUACUGCAACUGUACAAGAUGCUGGUGAGACCACAUCCGGAGUACAGUGAGCAGUUUUAGUCCCCUUAUUUGACAAAAUAUAUCAUUAUUUGGAGGCAGUUCAAAGAAGGUUCACUUGGCUGAUCCUAGCUAUGGAGGAAGUGUAUAACGAGCAAAGGCUGAACAGGUUGGGACUCUACUCACUGGAAUUUAGAAGACUGAGAGGUGAAUUCAUUGAAACAUAAUGAAUUCUUAAGGGGCUUGACAGGGUAAAAGCUGAGAGGAUGGUUCCCCUCAUGGGAGAUUGUAGGACCAGAAGGCAGAGUCUCAGAAUAAAGGGGUACCAAUUUAAGACUGAGAUGAGGAGGAAUUUCUUCUCUCAGAGGUUUGUGAGUCUUUGGAACUCCUGCAACAGAGAGCUGUGGGAACAGAGUUCUUUAUGUAUGUUUAAGGCUGAGAUAGAUACAUAGAUAGAAUCUUGAUCAGUAGGAAAAUCAAGGGUUAUGGGGAAAUGGCAGGAAAGUGAACAUGAGAAAUGUUGGAUCAGCCAUGAUCCUACUAAAUGGCAGAGCAGACUUGAAGGGCCAAUUGGCUUACUCCUGUUUCUACUUCUUACGGUCUUCAUAGAUUAUGUUCUGAACAUGGGGGAGCAUAGUAUUUAUUACAAGUUGCUCUGCUCUGGAAUGAACAUCGAACAGAUUCAAUGAAGGCUUUCUAAAGGGAACUAAAUUAAAACUUGGCAAAAGGAAAUAAUUGUGAGGUUGUGGGAAAGAGCAAGAAAGUUGGACUAAGUAGAUAGAUUCUUUCAAAGACCAUACCCAAAUAGCACUAGGCCAAAUCAUCUGCUACAUGCUGUAUCUUUCCAAGAUUAUAUGUCAUUUCGCAAAUAUUAGUCAUAACUAUACUGAACAUUAGCUGUGUGUAUGAAAUACUUUUCGGUAUGAACUGCUUUGGAGCCAAGAACAAGUUCUGAAACUUGUCAGCUGGAUGUUUUUUUUAUUGUACUGUUUAUUUUUCCAUUCCUUUUUGCAAGUAGCUUUACCUCUUGUGUUUGGCAGAGUUUGUUGAGUGUGCUGUUGACAGAGAUCUAGGGAAAGAAAUCUUUGGUGGCUGUUGUAAGAAGACAUACUUCACCUGUGGAUUGGAAACCAUUUGCUCCUAAUCGCUAGAUGUUGGUCCCACGAAAUAUGAUUCCAGUCACCGAGUUUAAGCAGUUUACUGACCAUCAGCCUGCAUUUAGAGUGUUGAAACCAUGGUGGGACGUCUUCACUGACUACAUCGCCAUUGCCAUGUUGAUGAUUGGUGUGUUCGGAUGCACAUUACAGGUCAUGCAAGACAAGAUCAUUUGCCUCCCGAAACGCAUCUCACCCCACAAUCUUCACCCUGUUCAAAAUCAAACACUGGUCAACAUUACCUCGGGUCAGUUUGUGACACCAGCGAUGUUGCCAUUAUCACGCCCAACCUCUCGCGCUACAAUUGAAAUGAAGGGACUGAAAACUAAUCUUGACCUUCAGCAGUACAGCUUUAUCAACCAAAUGUGCUAUGAGCGUGCCCUGCAUUGGUAUGCUAAGUAUUUCCCCUAUCUCGUCCUGAUACACACACUGAUCUUCAUGCUGUGCAGCAACUUCUGGUUCAAAUUCCCUGGGUCCAGCUCGAAGAUCGAGCACUUCAUCUCAAUCCUAGGCAAGUGCUUCGACUCGCUGUGGACCACCCGCGCCCUGUCCGAGGUCUCCGGAGAAAAUCCCGAGGAGAAGGACCAUAAGAGCAGCCAGAAGAGUCACCAGGUUCGGGUGGCACCGGGAUUGCCCAACGCCGAAAGCAACCUGGUGAAAACGCAGUCCUUGCGCUCCAUUCCCGAGAAGAUAGUGGUGGAGAAGCCAACGGUCAGCGCUCUGGACAAAAAGGAAGGGGAGCAGGCAAAGGCACUGUUUGAAAAAGUCAAGAAGUUCCGACUGCACGUGGAGGAAGGGGACCUUCUGUACUCCAUGUAUGUCCGUCAGACUAUUAUUAAAGUCAUCAAGUUUGUUUUUAUCAUUGCAUAUAACAGUAUCCUGGUCUCUAAGGUCAACUUCACCGUGGAUUGCGAGGUCAACAUUCAGGAGAUGACUGGCUACUGUAAGUUUUCCUGCAAUCACACCAUGGCCCACCUGUUCUCCAAGCUGUCAAUCUGCUAUCUGUGUUUUGUCAGCGUUUAUGGCCUCACCUGCCUAUACACCCUGUACUGGCUCUUUUACCGAUCCCUUAAAGAAUAUUCCUUCGAGUAUGUCCGCCAAGAGACUGGGAUCGAUGACAUCCCAGAUGUGAAAAAUGACUUUGCUUUCAUGCUGCACCUGAUAGACCAGUACGACCCCUUAUACUCCAAGAGGUUUGCAGUCUUCCUGAGCGAGGUCAGCGAGAACAAGCUGAAGCAGCUGAACCUGAACAACGAGUGGACCCCAGAUAAGCUCCGGCAGAGGCUGCAAAUGAAUGCUCAGAACCGGCUGGAGUUGCAGCUGUUCAUGCUGUCAGGUUUGCCGGACACAGUGUUUGAGCUGACCGAGUUGCAGUCUCUCAAGCUGGAGAUCAUCAACAACGUCACCAUCCCAGCCACCAUUGUGCAGCUUGUGGACCUUCAGGAGCUCUCCCUGCACCAGUGCUCCGUCAAGAUCCACAACGCCGCCCUGGCUUUCCUGAAGGAGAACCUCAAGGUCUUGCGAGUCAAGUUCGAUGAUGCCCGCGAGCUCCCACACUGGAUGUACGGGCUGAAGAGUUUGGAAGAGUUGCAUCUUCAAGGCUCUUUGAGCCCUGACCUCUCCAAGAACAUCACACUGGAGUCCUUGAGGGAACUCAAAAGUCUCAAGGUGCUUUGCAUCAAAAGUAACCUGAGCAAAAUCCCACCCACCAUCGUUGAAACUUCCAGCCAUCUUCAAACACUGCGCAUUCAAAAUGAUGGCACCAAACUGGUGAUGCUCAACAGCUUGAAGAAAAUGGUGAACCUCACUGAGCUGGAGCUCAUCCACUGUGACCUGGAGCGAAUACCCCAUGCUGUCUUCAGCCUGAUUAAUCUUCAGGACCUGGACUUGAAGGAGAAUAAUCUGAAAUCCGUCGAGGAAAUCAUCAGCUUUCAGCAUUGCCGCAAGCUCACCUGCCUCAAGAUGUGGCACAACAGCAUAACUCACAUCCCGGAGCAUAUCAAGAAGCUGUCGAGCCUUGAGCGUCUCUACUUUAACCACAACAAGAUUGAGGUACUGCCCUCGCAUCUUUUCCUGUGCAACAAGCUGAGGUCCUUGGACCUGGGCUACAACGAUAUCCGGUUCAUUCCGCCCGAGAUAGGUGUCCUCCAAAGCCUGCAGGACUUCACCAUCACCGGCAAUAAAGUGGAGAGCCUGCCCGACGAGCUGUACUUCUGCAAGAAGCUGAAGACGCUGAGAAUUGGCAAGAACAACCUGUCCGUCCUGUCCCCGAAGAUCGGCAACUUGACGCACCUCACCGUGCUGGAGCUGAAGGGCAACCAUUUUGAGGGUCUGCCCGCAGAGCUGGGGGCAUGCCGGGCACUGAAGCGAAGUGGCCUAUUGGUGGAGGAUGCCUUGUUUGACGUGUUGCCAUCUGACAUCAGGGAACAAAUGAAGACGGAAUAG